AUGAAACCGACUUCGUACCCUCGAGAUGAUCGGUUCAAGGCGAUAAUCACAAGCCCUAAGUACUAUAAAAAUUCUUCCGGCCUUAAUCGAAUUCAUUGUCCUGAGGGAACAAUUCCAAUUCUAAGAUCACAAAUGAAAUUCCCACAUUACAACAAAUUCCCCUCACAGAAUGACAACAAUAUCACCAACGAGUUCGGAAUAGCAGUUUACCCUAGAGGGACUUACUAUGGAGCAAUUGGAAACCUCAAUGUAUGGAGUCCAUCCACGUUUGGUUUAGAAUUCAGCUUAGCUCAAGCGUGGGUCACAGAUGGGGAAGGCCAAGACUACAAUUCAGUAGAGGCGGGUUGGAUCUCUGAUGGCUACGGAUCCACUGGAUGCUACAAUUUGGAUUGUCCUGGUUUUGUUCAAACAUCCCAGGAAGUCACACUUGGUGAAGUCUUAACCCCAGUUUCAUCUUAUGAUGGGCCCCAAUACCAAGUUACCAUUGCCAUCCACAAGGACAUAGGGACCGGAAAUUGGUGGUUGAAUUUCCAGGGUAGAACGGUAGGAUACUGGCCGCGUUACAUAUUCAGUGGACUGAGGACAAGCGCAAGCUUAAUAGCUUGGGGUGGGGUGAUUGGUGAUUCACACCCACAAGGCACCCACACAACUACUCAAAUGGGAAGUGGGCAUUUUGCCAAUGAAGGGCGUGGCAAGGCGGCUUUCGUGGACAAUCUAGGGUUUGUGGAUGAAGGUGAACAUGUUAAGGAUGCUAAGACCCUGUUAGGAUAUGCCACAAACCCAGCUUGUUAUAGUGUCGAGGUUGGAGAUUGGAAUAAUAUUGAAAAGACACAUUUUUACUAUGGAGGCCCAGGAUGGUCACCCAAUUGUACAUAG
Messenger RNA from Linum tenue, 876 nucleotides. Lineage: Eukaryota; Viridiplantae; Streptophyta; Magnoliopsida; Malpighiales; Linaceae. The record is from the annotation of a GenBank genome assembly.